Messenger RNA from Durio zibethinus, 1864 nucleotides. Lineage: Eukaryota; Viridiplantae; Streptophyta; Magnoliopsida; Malvales; Malvaceae. The record is from RefSeq and is a predicted model, not a curated record.
UCUGCCAGUCAAAAUCUCCCCUCCACCAGCUAAGCCGUCACCUUUAUAAAACCCACAUUCCAUUCUCGUUCUCUAGUCACUGGUAUAGUUCUCAGCCAUGGAAUCUCAAAACCCCCAAACCCCUGAAAACCUAGCUGAAACACCUCCCAGCCGCAACCCCACCUCUCCUUUGCCAACCAACAUAAUUCAUAAAGUGAAAAACAACUUUGUUUUUCAAUCCAAAUGGGCAGAAUUGAAUGGUGCCAUGGGAGACUUGGGCACAUAUAUUCCUAUUGUGUUGGCCUUGACACUUGCCAAGGACCUUAAUCUGGGCACCACAUUAAUACUCACUGGUGCCUACAACAUUGUCACUGGCGCCAUAUAUGGUGUUCCAAUGCCGGUCCAACCCAUGAAGUCGAUUGCAGCAGUAGCCAUAUCUAGUGGUUCGGAUUUUAAUAUCCCGGAAAUUAUGGCAGCUGGAAUUUGUACUGGUGCAAUUUUGUUGGUUUUGGGUGCUACAGGGUUGAUGCAGCUAGCGUACAAACUGAUACCUCUAUCUGUUGUUAGGGGAAUUCAGCUGUCACAAGGCUUAUCGUUUGCUAUGACUGCUGUUAAUUACAUUAGAAAGGUUCAGGAUUUUUCCAAGUCAAAAUCUCGAGGGAAUAGGCAUUGGCUGGGAUUGGAUGGAUUGAUUUUGGCUAUUGUUUGUGCUUGUUUCAUAAUUGUUGUUAUUGGUGCAGGCGGAGAAAGAAAUGAACGAGAUGCUAAUGUUGAUGAAGAAAGGAAUAUGAGAAGAAAAAGAAUCAGGAAAAUCAUGGCUACUAUUCCUUCAGCUGCUAUCAUUUUCUUGUUAGGUGUAGUUUUGGCAUUCAUACGAGGGCCUAAAGUGGUGAAUGACAUUAAAUUUGGACCUUCUUCUAUAGAAGUUGUGCAAAUAACUAGUCAUGCAUGGAAGGAAGGUUUUAUCAAGGGUACGAUUCCCCAACUGCCUUUAUCAGUACUAAACUCAGUGAUUGCAGUCUGCAAGUUAUCAUCAGAUCUUUUUCCAGGAAGGGAAUUCUCAGCCACCUCGGUUUCGAUAACUGUCGGGCUAAUGAACUUGGUGGGUUGCUGGUUUGGUGCCAUGCCAUGCUGCCAUGGUGCAGGUGGACUAGCUGGGCAGUACAAGUUUGGAGGCAGGAGUGGCGGUUGUGUAGCCAUUCUUGGGGCAGCCAAAAUGGUCCUGGGUUUGGUAUUAGGAACUUCUUUAGUGACUAUUUUGCACCAGUUUCCCGUUGGUCUCUUGGGUGUUUUACUCUUAUUUGCAGGGAUUGAACUAGCGAUGACUAGCAGGGACAUGAAUUCCAAGGAAGAGUCGUUUGUGACAUUAAUAUGCACAGCAAUUUCCCUUGUAGGCUCAAGUGCAGCACUUGGCUUUGUUUGUGGAAUGGUAGUGCACGUGCUUCUUAGGCUAAGGAACUUGAGCAGAGAUCAGUCCAGCUCUACAGUUUGCAUUCGUGGGACUCCAUAACAUCAUGUUUUUUAUUUCAGCUUUGAAUAAAGAACGCCUGAAAGAACUUAAUAAGUCUAUGUUAUUUCAUUGAAUUUCCUUGGUAGUAGUAUUUAAUAAGUUUUUUUUUUCUUUUCUCUUUUUUGUCCCUUUUUUGUUGGCUUUCAAAAUCCAAACCCCGAAGGAAGGAAAGAAAAGAAAGAAAACAGAACCAAUGCACAGCAUAUUCUCUAUGAUCCUGUCUUUUUAUAUGUUGGUUGAGACAAGCCCUCCCCAGACUGUUCACCCGCCUUUGUAAAUGCAAGAAUACAUUAUCCCUCCCACGGUUGCUCAUUAUGCCAAAGUCAAUCUAACGCUGAAAACACACAUCGCCUGUAUUCUUUACGAAUAAGUACA